This is a messenger RNA of Phycodurus eques (leafy seadragon), 2500 nucleotides long. It is a transcript of the gene dcun1d2b, whose product is annotated as DCN1, defective in cullin neddylation 1, domain containing 2b. Bases 207 to 941 code for a protein of 244 amino acids. Gene Ontology annotation, cellular component: ubiquitin ligase complex. The transcript is spliced from 7 exons. Lineage: Eukaryota; Metazoa; Chordata; Actinopteri; Syngnathiformes; Syngnathidae. Gene Ontology annotation, molecular function: cullin family protein binding; ubiquitin-like protein binding; ubiquitin conjugating enzyme binding. Gene Ontology annotation, biological process: positive regulation of ubiquitin-protein transferase activity; protein neddylation. The record is from RefSeq and is a predicted model, not a curated record.
CCUCCUGGCCAGUCGUCCCACAUAGCAGCUCAACCAAGCCAGCCUCAGUGCAGCUUUCCAGCGACUCACUUGGCCACCAACUUUCACGUUUACUUCCGUCCGCCAGCCACUGCGAUAACCAACAACAUCGCACUAGCAAAGAGGACAAUCGCUCAAUCGUCCAGCACAAGUUAAAGUCAUCACAGAGAGACAAGGUUCGGCAGUUCAUGUCCUUCACGCAGGCAGGGGAGAGGACUGCUGUGUACUGCCUGUCACAGAAUGACUGGAAACUAGAAGUCGCGACAGACAACUACUUCCAAAAUCCAGACCUUUACUAUAAAGAAUCCAUGAAAAAUUCAGUCGAUCGCAAGAAGCUGGAACAGCUCUAUAACAGAUAUAAAGACCCCCAGGAUGAGAAUAAGAUUGGCAUCGAUGGAAUCCAGCAGUUUUGUGAUGACCUAACCCUGGACCCGGCAAGCAUGAGCAUAUUGGUGGUAGCGUGGAAGUUCAGAGCGGCCACGCAGUGCGAGUUUAGCAAGAAAGAGUUCCUGGAUGGAAUGACAGACCUCGGCUGUGACACUCCUGACAAACUAAAGGCCAUCCUUCCCAGACUAGAGCAGGAGCUGAAAGACACUGGGAAGUUUAAAGACUUUUACCAGUUUACCUUUAAUUUUGCCAAGAAUCCUGGGCAGAAAGGUUUAGAGUUAGAGAUGGCUGUGGCUUACUGGAAUCUAGUUCUAACAGGUCGCUUCAAGUUUUUGGACCUUUGGAACACAUUCCUGCAGGAGCAUCACAAGCGCUCUAUCCCCAAAGACACAUGGAACCUCCUUCUGGACUUUGGCAAUAUGAUUGCAGAUGACAUGUCAAACUAUGAUGAAGAGGGAGCAUGGCCUGUUCUCAUAGAUGACUUUGUGGAGUUUGCAAGACCACUUGUAAUGGGGGGCAAGAGCGGCAAGACAUAGUCUUUGACCCUCAUGCUGUGACUGGACUUCUCUCCCAGUUUUGCUUUUUUUUUUUUUGUGAGUGAUGAUUUUUUUUUUCAAACACAUAAGCCAAAAAGACAUACCCAGUAGUCUUGCUUGUGGAGUUGUCGAACAUUGAGCCUGCAUAAAAUACCUGGUUGAUCAUGGAUUAAGCUGCACCAAGAGGUUUUUAUGUCCACUUCAAGUGGACUUCAGAAGUGAUGGUCACCUGGUACUUCUCAUUUAUGGACAAACAUUCAUCAUACUGCUAUGGACUUGGCUCACUGACCUAAAUCUUUUGCACAAGAAGCUGGGACAGCAAGAGUGAGCUUUUUGGACAGCAGCAGGUGGUGUCUUCCUGUUUUUAGUUAAUGGAACAGCACACUGAAUCAUGCAUGUUUCUGUUGAAUGAAGCGGUGCCAUUGACAAGCUCACUGACAAUCACAGAGCUGAGGAAAAUGUGCACUUGGUUGUCAUUGUAUGAGUGUUUUGGGUUGGGCUCAUGAUGAACAUUUUAAUUUGCUUUUAUAUUAGCAACAUGGUGAUUCACUUUUGAAUGUGGAAUGAGUUAAAUAUCCAGCUCUGCAUUUUGUACUUGAGUUUGACAGUUCAUCAGAGCAUACAUUUCAAGUUUAAUACCAGCAAAGUUACAGUAAUUGUAAUACUGUACCUAAGCAUUAGUAGUUGUACCUCAAUUGUGUACACUUUUAAAAUACAACUGCCUUUUUCCCCCAAAUAAGUUAAGCACUUUGUAAAGAGCAACACAAGAAACUGACUGGCACAUUAAUUGUUUUCUAUAGUACCCUGGUGGAUGAUGACUUGCCAACUACAAACUGCACUGAUUCAGUUUUCCAAACUUUUAUCACACUUUAAGCUGCUACAUUUUACGUCAACAUCCAAUCCCUCUGAGCAAAAUGUUCCAAACUUUGAUCACACUGUAAGCUGCUACAUUUUACUUCAAAAUCUAGUCCACCAGUAUUUUUGAAUGUAUUUUGUUGACACUGUUUGAGGUUUUAGUUUGAUUCUAUUAAGUAUCGCAGAAAAGGUCUCACUGACAUUGUUGCCGCCAUCUAGGGGUGGCUGUGAACAGUACUUCUCGGCUGGACUCGUCUGAACAAGCCUCAAUUGGUUAAGCAAGGCUUAAUGCCCAGUUGUUUUCCAUUCGGCUUAUUUCCCUGAUACAUAUUGCACUGCUGUCCUCACAAAGCUGUCAACUUGUAGGAUCUUUAAACCUGCAUUGAAUGUGAAUGCGACAAAACAAGUUUUAUCCACAAUUGAGUGACGCCCAUGUUUCACAACACCAGGCUGUUUGUGUACUUCUGGUAUACUGUAGGAUUGUGCACAUAACUAUUCCGUAUAAAAAUAUGGAGAUGAUGUGAUACCUGGCUUAAAAGCAGGAAAAUCUGACAUCCUAAAGACGGCAGCCUGUUACAUUUGGUACGUGUCAUCUGAUGCUGGUCACCUUAACUGUUUUCCAUGGCAAAGGAAAGGGAUUCUUUUGUCUCAAAGGUGUAGUUGUUUUACAAAAGAAAGUCAAUAAAGCAUGUGUGUGAAAUGGA